UCUCGCAGCUUGGCCUGCGAAUCAAUGCGAGUUCUUCCUGCUUGAGUCAGGGAGCACCGACAGGUAAGGUGGGGCCAGCGCAGCUCAGUGGGUAAACCAGGGAGGUUUUCAAGGCGGCCUCGCCGAUGCCAGUCUGAUGUGAGAGAGAAGAGUGAGAGGAGGAGGAAGACGAGGAUGAGGCUGGAGCGAGCCUUGCCUCUCCUGGGACUCCUGCUCUGUGGGGUUGGAACCGCAGCUCAGCAGGAUGAUAUCGAAGCACAGAAGGAAUUCCUGGUGGAGAUUUCCGGAACCACGGUGACAAUCACAUGUCCCUUGACCGAAGGCAACAUAUUGUGGGAGUUCAGAGGUGAUAAACUCACCAGUGACGAGAGGAAGUAUGUUAUAGAGAAUCACGACAGCUCUCCUGCCGUCGUGAGCUGUUCGUCAGGUGGUCAGAAGUACGCAAUGCACCUGCAUGCCAGAGUGUGUGCGAACUGUGAGGAGCUGGAUGCCUUGGCAGUGACGGGGAUCAUCACCGCGGAUCUCCUCAUCACCUUCGGGGUGCUGAUUCUGGUCUAUUACUUCAGCAAAGACAGGAAGGGGAGAGCGAGCGCUAGUGCUGGCAGUCGGCCACGAGGUCAGAAGAUGCAGCGUCCUCCCCCUGUUCCAAACCCCGACUAUGAGCCCAUCCGGAAAGGCCAGCGGGAAGUGUAUGCGGGGCUGGAGACCAGGGGCUUCUGAACUCCCCACGGCCGGCGGGCUGGAACACGGCAGCGGAGGGGCCGAGCGCUCGUGCCCAGCUCGGUGCGGGUUCUCUGCAGGGCUGCCGAGGCCCAGGCCUUUUGGGGUGACCCAGGCGCCUACAGAGGACAGGCACCCCGCUUCCACCCGCUGUCCCACCCUGAUGUGUUCCUUCAGCCUCCGAUUUGACAUUAGGGAAAAGAAACAAACGAGCACUUGGCAAGAGCCGUUUUCCUUCUCAUUAAAGGACUCUGCAGCCUCACCCAUGGGCCUCCUGUUCCCUCGCACUUCUCUGCUCCACUUGCACGCUCUGGUUUUCCCUCCCAUUUAAUUUCAGCCCUGAGUGGUUCCACGUGCUCUCUGCGCCUCCUUGGGUAGUUAGUGGGCAAAGAGUGGGCUCUUCUCGGCGUUACUGGCCUCUGACCUUGUCCUGCUCUCGUGGCCUCUUCAUUUUGCUGCCCAGGAUCGGGGGUGGUCAGCCUAUCAAAAAUAAAAAUGGUACAUUUUCAUAAAAAAGCUACUGCUUUAAAUUAAAAUACUUCAGUCACAAAGAAGAGUUUUCCUUUAAAAGAAUGAGAAGCACUUCUACCAGCGCAUGCAGCCCGACCUGGCCAUCUCCAGCCCGUCUGCGGGAAGUGAGUGGGGCUGCUACCGCGGCGCAUGCAGCGACCUUUGUGUUUCAGACCUUGGGCAGAACAUCCUAACAGGGACACGUGAGGGUUUGGCACCUUCCCAAGCCAUCGGAAAGCCUUCUCUUAGGAAAUUUAAGUGCUUGGCUUAAAUCUUUAUUGCUAUUAAAUAUGGGGCUCUUAGAUAUUUCAGCUACGGUUUGAACCCCCACUUAGCAAUGAGUAUCAGCUUCACAGUCUGCGACAACACAACAGGGAUUUUCACGUUUCCCAGCCUGGGACCGAGAGCCUUUGGCUCAGCCCCAGGACUAGCACUCUGCUCUGCCACAGCUUGUUUGCUGGAAUUGAAGUUAAUCCAUUGGGGCCACAGAGAUAAAGCCCAGGAUCUACAAAAUCCAAGAGAGCAUCAAGCCCUUUUGCUAGGCUGUCCUCAUCUUGGAGACAUCCCUCUGUGCUGGUAUGCUGCAGCGCAGUCUAGGAUGGACACAUUUCGUCGGGUCUGUUGUACCCUAAGGCCUGUACAAGCACAUUUGCUGCUGGAGUUUCAUUUUCCAGAGGUAUCGCUCUUAGAGAUUCUUACGAUUUGUCCUUUGCUGCUGCCCUUUCUCUCCUCAUUUCAGCUCUGUAACUUGAGUUCUGCCAAAGGUGAUGGGCUGCUUUGCCACUGGUGAAGAUCUAUUCUAACUUUUUUAUAUACAUUUAAAAAUUGUAAUAUAUUAAUAAAAUGGGAACAGCACCCCCAGGUAUG
This is a messenger RNA of Athene cunicularia (burrowing owl), 2097 nucleotides long. It is a transcript of the gene CD3E, whose product is annotated as CD3e molecule. Gene Ontology annotation, molecular function: transmembrane signaling receptor activity. The transcript has 8 exons. Lineage: Eukaryota; Metazoa; Chordata; Aves; Strigiformes; Strigidae. Gene Ontology annotation, cellular component: membrane; alpha-beta T cell receptor complex; external side of plasma membrane. The coding region runs from base 175 to 720 and encodes 181 amino acids. The record is from RefSeq and is a predicted model, not a curated record. Gene Ontology annotation, biological process: cell surface receptor signaling pathway; positive thymic T cell selection.